AUGGAUGACAAUGAAAACAUCCAGUUCCUGCAAUUUCAGUCAGGAAACCAUAAUGCCGACAUGGAGACUAACAUAAAUGCUACACCUAGCAAUACAGUCAAACAGCAAGAAGACAUCAAUGGAAUUGAAAUUGGUGCUGAUGUCCGAACUAAACAAUCGACGCUUAUUUACGGGAUUAACGAUAAUCCCCCUAUAGCUCUAACGGUACUAUUUGCUUUUCAGCAAACUAUUUCUGCUGUUCCGAAGUGUCUCUUCAUCGUCACUCUCUUGGCUGAAGUUGUUUGUGCUACAGACGUGGAGAAUUUUAAAACACAAAUGUUUUCUACAACGAUCCUGCUGACCGGACUUUGUACGUUCUUCCAAUGUACCUUUGGUGUGAGAUUGCCUGUCUAUCAAGGACCAGUCACAUACUACAUUCUACCGUUGUUGGCGCUUUCUGCACUACCGGAAUGGAAAUGUCCAGAUUCCUAUAGCGUGAUUGCCAAAAAUUCAUCUCUGGUUAACAUGACGGAUCGUUCCAAUUUCUCGAAUGGAGAUGUCACCCAGAAUGGAAAUACAUUUGAAGAGGCACACGUGUUGCCAAAAAUGAAAGUGUUAUCAGGCAGUUUGAUGCUAGCUGGGAUAGUUCACAUGCUUGUUGGGAUGACUGGAGUCAUAGGAAUGUUGAUGCGCUACGUCGGUCCUCUUACUGUCGUCCCCACACUUAUACUGGUGACCAUACCCCAAGCAUUUGUACUGGUCAAGUUCUGCGAACCCUCAUGGACAGUUACGCUUACGUGA
Molecule: messenger RNA, 780 nt
Organism: Mizuhopecten yessoensis (Yesso scallop)
Lineage: Eukaryota; Metazoa; Mollusca; Bivalvia; Pectinida; Pectinidae
Product: solute carrier family 23 member 1-like
Exons: 5
Coding region: 1-780 (259 amino acids)
Biological process (GO): transmembrane transport
Cellular component (GO): membrane
Molecular function (GO): transmembrane transporter activity
Source: RefSeq, a predicted model, not a curated record